UGACUGUAGAGGACAGGAGGGUUUAGUUCCACUUUAACCACUUGCCGACCCACCACAGUAAAUAUACUGUGACAGGGCUGGCACGGGCAGGCACAAUCUCAUACAUAUGUAAUUGGGCCUUCUCUGGGUUAGGAGCGCGCCCCUCCUGUGACCUUAAGCAAUGAUGUCAGGAAGUGACAUCUUGCUUACUACUGUUCAUGUGAUCACUGAUUGGCCAAUCAGUGAUCACAUGAUCGGGACCUCACACAGAGGUCCCGUACAGCGAUCGGUGUUCCGCUGUGUCCAGUGGACACAGCGGGCACUGGAUCGUGGU
Staurois parvus is the source of this 313-nucleotide messenger RNA. The record is from the annotation of a GenBank genome assembly. Lineage: Eukaryota; Metazoa; Chordata; Amphibia; Anura; Ranidae.